Molecule: messenger RNA, 1110 nt
Organism: Adineta steineri
Lineage: Eukaryota; Metazoa; Rotifera; Eurotatoria; Adinetida; Adinetidae
Source: the annotation of a GenBank genome assembly
AUGCUAAACUUUAGAACUAUACUUGUUUUUGUUGCUGCUAUAAGUUUUGUAGCAAGCGAAUGUCCAUGUCCAGAUAUAUCUCUAUGUCAACCAUUACAAAUUGGAUCUCGUCAUGAAAAAGUUGCUUUUAUGACAGCAGAUUCUAAUUGGCGUUAUUAUGAUUAUUCACAAUUAACAACUAUUGUUAUAUGUACAGAUGAUUUUGAUCCUCAGUUACUUUGUUUAGCACAUUCACGAAAUGUUCGUCUUGUAUGGAUUGCUAAUUAUGAUGUAAAACAAUUAGGUAAUGCAACAGCACGAACUCUAUGGGUUAAUUCCCAAGUUGAUAAAGUUAAAAAAUCGUUUACUGAUGGUGUUAAUCUUGAUAUGGAAGAUGAAAUUGCCAAUGGAACUAUUACAGCACUUCAAUAUACACAACUUGUUCAAGAACUUUCGAAUUUAAUACGUAUUGAAGUACCUGGAUCGAUGAUUAGUGUUGAUGUUGGUGGAACUGCACCGUGCGAUGACGGACGCUGUUAUGAUUAUACUGGUUUAGCAGAUGCAAGUGAUUUUCUUUUUGUUAUGGCAUAUGAUUUACGAUCACAGAUCUAUGAUUUAAAUGAUUGUAUUGCAUCAGCAAAUUCACCAAUUGCACGAGUUGAAGGUGGCUUAACUAAUUAUACGGAUAUAUUUCACAUUGCACCAUCGAAACUUGUUCUUGGUGUACCUUGGUAUUGUUAUGAUUAUAAAUGUUUAACACUUGAUGCUAAUAUGACUUGUACAAUUGAACAUAUUCCUUAUCGUGGUGCUCCAUGUUCAGAUGCAGCUGGAGUUCAACAUGAUUAUAAAUAUUGUCGAGAAUUAUUACGUGUAAAUUCUACAACUGGUCGUUUAAUUGAUAAUCGAACAGGUGGAGUAUUUUUCAAUUAUAAAAACCAAGGAGAUGGAUAUACACAUCAAAUCUGGAUGGAUGAUCCAGAAACACUCGUAAUUAAAUAUGAUCUUGCUAAUACUCGACAUUUAUUAGGAAUUGGUAUGUGGCAAGUUGAUGCUCUUGAUUAUUCUCCAAAUGCAACACAAGAUACAAUAGCUAUGUGGAAUGCAAUGGAAAGAUUUCAUUUUCGAAAUUAA